Messenger RNA from Miniopterus natalensis, 579 nucleotides. It is a transcript of the gene CRYBA2, whose product is annotated as crystallin beta A2. Gene Ontology annotation, molecular function: structural constituent of eye lens. NCBI's taxonomy places the organism in Eukaryota, Metazoa, Chordata, Mammalia, Chiroptera, Miniopteridae. Gene Ontology annotation, biological process: lens development in camera-type eye; visual perception. The record is from RefSeq and is a predicted model, not a curated record.
AUGAGCAGCGCCCCCGCGCGGGGCCCGGCGCCCGCCUGCCUCACGCUCUGGGACCAGGAGGACUUCCAGGGCCGCCGCAGCCGGCUGCUGAGCGACUGCGCCACCGUCUGCGCGCGCGGAGGCCUCAGGGUGCGCUCCGUCGAGGUGGAAAGCGGCGUUUAGGUGGCCUAUGAGUACCCCAACUUCCAGGGGCAGCAAUUUAUUCUGGAGAAGGGUGACUAUCCUCGCUGGAGCGCCUGGAGCGGCGGCCACCAUAGCGACCAGCUGCUCUCCUUCCGCCAGUGCUCUAACCACAGUGACAGCCGUGUGACACUAUUUGAGGGGGACAACUUCCAGGGCUGCAAGUCUGAACUCGGCGAUGACUACCCGUCCCUGCCCUCCAUGGGUUGGGCCAGCAAGGAUGUGGGUUCCCUUAAAGUCAGCUCUGGAGCGUGGGUGGCCUGCUAGUACCCAGGCUACCAGGGUUACCAGUAUGUACUGGAGCGGGACCAGCAUGGAGGGGAGUUCCAUGCCUACAGCAAAUUCCAGAUGCAGGCCCACACGGGGCGGCUGCAGUCCAUUCCAAGAGUCCAGCAAUAA